CUUUCUUCCUGCUAAUAAAUUAUCAUGGCUAGUGUUCUCUCCGAGCUCACCUCCACUGUGACAUCUGCCUUGGGGAACCUCCCCUCGCCAGAAAACAUCCAAGAUGCCGAGCGCAUGCAGCUGCUCGGUGCCAUUGAUCAGCUUCGCGCCGCGCUGGAGCCGCCCAUCAAGACGGUCAUGAAAAUUUGCUUGGGGCACUACGGCCUCACCUCGAUCCGAGUCGCCCAAGGAAUGGGGAUCUUCGAUGCAUUUGCUGCAGCCGGCGGUGCCGAGUUGACGAUCGAUGACCUGGACGCGAAGACUAAGGGUGACAGGCAGCUUCUCGCACGAAUCCUCCGUCUUCUGGCCGCCAACGGCAUCCUCAAACAGACCGAGAAGGAAAAGUACCAGCCAUUGCCGCUAGCAUUGAUGUUUGCCAAUGGCGUACCUCCAGGAGAGGGGAUUAAACACUUCUACCUCAACAUGCGCUCCUCCGCCAACCUCUAUGACUACUUCGAAAGCAAAGACUACAAGAACCCGACCGACGCAUACGACGCACCUUUCCAGUUCGCCCUCAACACAUCCGACCACUACUUCGACUGGCUCGUCAAACACCCCGCCGACCAGGCCGCCUUCAACUCCGUCAUGACGCUGGGCCGUCAAGUCCGCAGCGAGGAAUGGUUCAACUACUACCCCGUCGCGGAUAAACUGGCUUUUUGCUCUCCUGAGCGUGUGCUUCUCAUCGAUAUUGGCGGCGGCAUCGGCCACGACAUUACCGAAUUUAAAAACAAAUUCCCCUCUCUGCCAGGACGCCUCAUCCUGCAGGACCUACCACAAGUGAUUAACGACAUGAAGGCCCCCCUUCCCUCCGGCGUGGAAGCAAUGCCAUACAGCAUGUUCGAAGCGCAGCCCGAGAAGGGCGCCCGGGUGUAUUACAUGCGGACGGUACUGCACGACUGGCCGGACAAGCAGGCACUAGAGGCCCUGGCGCGGAUCAAGGAGGCGAUGGCGCAGGACUCGAUCCUGAUUCUGAACGAGAACACGCUGCCCGAGGAAAACGUGACAGCGUUUUCGGCGGCGCUGGAUAUGACCAUGAUGGAGGCUUUCGGGGCGUUGGAACGCACGGAGAGGCAGUGGGUGGAGCUGUUGGAGACGGCGGGCUUUAAGGUGAAGGUUUUUAGGUCUCAGGGGCAGGCCGUUGGCGAUGCGGUGUUUGAAGCGACUUUGUAGAUGGAUCGGAUUAGAAGUAUGAGUUUAUUGUUUUAGGGGGUUAUGGCGAUUAGUAUGGGUACAUGUACAGUCCAGGCUCCUAAUGCUAC
Aspergillus steynii IBT 23096 is the source of this 1298-nucleotide messenger RNA. Its product is annotated as putative O-methyltransferase. The record is from RefSeq and is a predicted model, not a curated record. Bases 25 to 1209 code for a protein of 394 amino acids. NCBI's taxonomy places the organism in Eukaryota, Fungi, Ascomycota, Eurotiomycetes, Eurotiales, Aspergillaceae. The transcript is spliced from 4 exons. Gene Ontology annotation, molecular function: O-methyltransferase activity.